AUGCCUGCCUUCUGUCCCCGAGCGCGAUCCGUGCCGCCUCCCCAAAAUGGGCACGCGCCGGGUGGGGGGGGGCGGAGGAGCAUUGUUUCCCGACGGAGAUGCUUCCUUGUAUGCAGAUGGGGCUUUGUGCGCUUUUCUGCGCCUUCUCGCGGAGAACGUGGCCUAGAACGCUCCGGGCUUGCUUGCCGUUUUGCAAGCGGGUUGUGGAAGGGAUGGCUGGGGGACCGGAAUGCAGGAGGGAGGGAGGGGGCUCCCCCCUCGACCCACCACCCCUCUAAAACUCCGGGUGUCCCUUUGCCGCUUGCAGGCUCCGCCAAGGAGUGCGAAGAGGACCAGUUCCAGUGCCGGAAUGAGCGGUGCAUCCCUUCCAUUUGGAAAUGCGACGAGGAUGACGAUUGCUCAGAUAAUAGUGACGAGGCAGAUUGCCGUGAGUAUCAGGCGUGGGGAGGCGAUCAGCCCCCUUUUAAAUCCUCUCUUGCGAGCAGGAAGACAGCUGGCUGGGGGGGGAGGUGGGGGGCAAUCGGCUCCUGUUCUGCCGGGGUGUCUGCAGGGUGGGGGGGGGUGAGAGAUGAAGGCGCGACCCCGCUCGGUUUCGCCUGCCCUGGUCUCCCCCGAUGGGCAGAAUGGCGAGGGCAAUGCUCCGCGUGCAUCUCCCGAGAGACGUGUGUCAUCAGCGGAUUGACCCCGGUUGCAGGAAGGGAGUGGAUUUCAGUUUAUAUCCUAGGUGGAGACGUGGGCGUUUGUGUUCGAAAGGAUUACAUGCAGUUCUGUGGCUCCCAGCCUGGAGCGAAGCCGCGCAGGGCUUCAUGGUUCCGUCUUAAAAAGCUCAGAAGUGAAGCUCAGUUGGCUCGCUUCACUUUGGCAAAAAUGGUCCCGUGCGAGAGAAAUCCCGUUUCAAAGUUUCGUGGCACUGUGUAA
This is a messenger RNA of Podarcis lilfordi (Lilford's wall lizard), 918 nucleotides long. Lineage: Eukaryota; Metazoa; Chordata; Lepidosauria; Squamata; Lacertidae. The record is from the annotation of a GenBank genome assembly.